Molecule: messenger RNA, 1311 nt
Organism: Colletotrichum tamarilloi
Lineage: Eukaryota; Fungi; Ascomycota; Sordariomycetes; Glomerellales; Glomerellaceae
Product: eukaryotic peptide chain release factor subunit 1
Exons: 4
Coding region: 1-1311 (436 amino acids)
Biological process (GO): cytoplasmic translational termination
Cellular component (GO): cytosol; translation release factor complex
Molecular function (GO): sequence-specific mRNA binding; translation release factor activity, codon specific
Source: RefSeq, a predicted model, not a curated record
AUGUCGGACCCCCAGGCGAACGAGGCCGAGAAGAACAUCGAGAUAUGGAAGGUCAAGAAGCUGAUCAAGCGCCUCGAGGCCGCUCGUGGUAACGGCACUUCCAUGAUCUCGCUCAUCAUUCCUCCCAAGGAUCAGAUUUCCCGAGCCGCCAAGAUGUUGGCUGAAGAAUACGGAACUGCGUCAAACAUCAAGUCCAGAGUCAACAGACAGUCCGUGCUUUCAGCCAUUACCUCGACCCAGCAGCGUCUCAAGCUGUACAAUAAGGUCCCUCCCAACGGCUUGGUUGUCUACUGUGGUGAAAUCUUGACCCAGGAAGGCAAGGAGAGAAAGGUCAACAUCGACUUUGAGCCUUUCAAGCCCAUCAACACCUCCCUUUACCUCUGUGACAACAAGUUCCACACAGAGGCUUUGGCCGAGCUUCUCGAGUCGGAUCAGAAGUUUGGUUUCAUUAUUAUGGACGGUAACGGAGCCCUUUUCGGAACCCUUUCCGGAAACACCAGAGAAGUUGUUCACAAGUUCUCUGUCGAUCUUCCCAAGAAGCACGGUCGUGGUGGUCAAUCCGCUCUUCGUUUCGCCCGUCUUCGUGAGGAGAAGCGUCACAACUAUGUCCGCAAGGUUGCCGAGUUGGCCGUCCAGAACUUCAUUACCAAUGACAAGCCCAACGUCGCUGGUCUGAUUUUGGCUGGUUCUGCCGAUUUCAAGACUGAUCUCAACGCUUCCGACCUGUUCGAUAACCGUCUGGCCACCAAGGUCAUCAAGGUUGUUGACGUUUCCUAUGGUGGUGAGAACGGUUUCAACCAGGCUAUCGAGCUUUCUUCCGAGACCCUCGGCAACGUCAAGUUCAUCCAGGAGAAGAAGCUCAUCGGAAAGUACUUCGAGGAGAUCAGCCAGGACACCGGUCGUGUCUGCUACGGUAUUGAGGAUACCCUCAAGGCUCUGGAGUUGGGCGCUGUGGAGGUUCUGAUCGUCUUCGAGAACUUGGAGAUCACCCGCUGGAAGCUCAAGGACAGCCAGGGCACCGAGCACCUGCUGCACACUACCAAGCAGCAGGAAACCGGUGACCGUGCCAUUUUCAUGGACAAGGAGACUGGCCAGGAGAUGGAAGUCGUUACCCAAGAAUCCUUCCUUGAGUGGAUUGCAGAGCACUACAAGGACUUCGGUACCAACCUCGAGUUCGUCUCUGACCGUUCCACCGAGGGCAACCAGUUCGUCAAGGGCUUUGGUGGUAUCGGUGGCAUUCUCCGCUACAAGGUGAACUUCGAGCAGUUGGCUGAGGUUGAUGACGACGAUGACUACUACGACGGUUUGUGA